Molecule: messenger RNA, 979 nt
Organism: Eupeodes corollae
Lineage: Eukaryota; Metazoa; Arthropoda; Insecta; Diptera; Syrphidae
Gene: mip40
Product: protein lin-37 homolog
Exons: 1
Coding region: 199-915 (238 amino acids)
Biological process (GO): negative regulation of transcription by RNA polymerase II
Cellular component (GO): transcription repressor complex; Myb complex
Source: RefSeq, a predicted model, not a curated record
AACCUUCCAAGUUCAGAAAAGUAAAUAUUUCUUCUAUUAAAUAUCUACAAAACGAAACAUCUCAAAUUGAACAUUGAACCAAAGUUUAAAAUUUGUCAACAAUACAAAUUUAGAAACAAUAUUGUGAUAUUAAAACUCGCCUUCAAUCAUAUUCGAAUAUAUACUAAUAAAAAUAGUAAUUUAAUUCACAAAGUUGUAAUGAAUAGCUCAUCGGUGAGAUAUACAUACAAAAGGAAACCGAACGAAGUGCAAAUGGCUCGUGGACGUCUUAAGAAUGCACUCCACGAUUUGGUCAUAAACAGCGAAGACGAGGAAACAAUCUUGCCAGAUGUGCCGGACAAAGAAAAGCAUCGUGGGCGACCUAAGAAAUUUAAAACCGAACCAGAAGAUGCUGAUGAAGUUUCUGCAAGUUCAAGCUACCCCGAUCAGCACCAAAAUCAAAUUCACGAAAGUUUUGUUAUGAAGUUAUUCGACAGGAGCUUGGAUUUGUCAAAAUACGACGAGAGCACUCCCUUAUACCCGAUUUGUCGUGCUUGGAUGGAUAAUACUCCUCGGUCGACUACAAUCAAGAGUUAUAGAAGCCGAAGAUCACCUGACCCUGAGAUUCGAGAAAAUGAUGGAGGGGAGGUAUUGGAAAAGCUCCAGAAUCGGGAAUUGGAUGAAAUAACAGCAAUGCCCGCACCACUGAGUACAGAUCUACCAAGAAUUCCUUCUUCCUUGUUAGAUGAUGAAGAUGAUGCCGCUAGAAAAAAGACUGAGUUAAGCUUGAAAGGUGCUUCCAAGGCACAGUUGUUAGCUGCACAUAAACAAAAGUGGAAGAAAGUCCGUGAACAGUGGGUGAAUCAUACGAAAAGUUAUCAAGAACAAAAAUACGAACUCAAUUUUCAAAUUAUUGAUGCAUUGUACAAAUGUUGAUUAAUACUAUAUACCUAUUAAAUAUAAAAAGAUACUACAGACAUGCCAAUUUUGUAGACAAUUA